Penicillium diatomitis is the source of this 1812-nucleotide messenger RNA. RefSeq names its product gamma-glutamyltransferase family protein. The record is from RefSeq and is a predicted model, not a curated record. The transcript has 4 exons. NCBI's taxonomy places the organism in Eukaryota, Fungi, Ascomycota, Eurotiomycetes, Eurotiales, Aspergillaceae. The coding region runs from base 1 to 1812 and encodes 603 amino acids.
AUGCCUCUCAACUCCAGAGCCGUCUAUGGCCGUGAGAAUGCCGCCUUUGUACCCUUUGCCAGUCGACGCAGUACCGUUCAUAGUACAAAUGGCAUGGUCUCAUGCACCCAACCACUGGCUGCUGCGGCAGGCCAAAAGAUUUUGAGCCAAGGAGGAAAUGCUGCAGAUGCAGCCGUCGCCGUGGCGGCCGGUCUGAAUAUGACUGAACCUGGAUCCACCGGCAUUGGUGGUGAUAUGUUCUGUCUCUUCUACGAUGCCAAAACAAAGAAAGUGCAUUCUUUGAAUGGUUCGGGUCGAUACCCCGGGGCGGCCUCCUUGAAGAAAGUACGGGAAAAGCUCAAUCUGGCUCCGGGGGCCCCCGGAGAGAUUCCCAUGCUGAGUGCACUGGCAACCACUGUCCCCGGUGCCGCUGCAGGAUGGGUGGAUACCGUCGAGAAGUUUGGCAGCGGCAAGUUGUCACUUGAACAGAUUCUUCAGCCAGCAAUUGAGCUAGGUGAGAAGGGAUUUCCCGUGUCCGAGCUGUCAUCCCACGGUUGGCAAGCAAGCGAGGGGGACAUUCGUAAUGCAUCUCCCAACUUCCGAGAGAUGUUGAAAGAUGACCCAUCGGCCAAAGACGGUGUCCGAGCACCCCGCCCUGGAGAGAUCAUGAAGAACCCUACGCUGGCGAAGACGUUCCGUACACUUGCCGCCGAGGGGAAGAAGGGGUUUUACCAUGGUCGGAUUGCCAAAGCCAUUGUCAAGGUGGUGGAGGACCUGGGAGGCCUGAUGACGCUGGACGAUCUUGCGUACCAUGCCGAAGUGGGUACACAAGAGACGGAAGCCAUCUCUCUCGAAUUCACAGGUCAAGAUAUCGUUGCCAAGACGAAUAGGGGUACGGACGGUGAUGCGGACCAGGGAGUGAAAGUGUGGGAACAUCCCCCGAACGGUCAGGGCAUUGUUGCUUUGAUGGCACUGGGAAUUAUGGAGGAGUUGGAACGUCUGAACAAGAUUCCCCUAUUUACCGAGGCGCAGCACAACUCGGCUGAGUAUCUGCACGCGGUGAUCGAGUCUCUCCGCAUCGCGUUUGCCGACGCUGCCUGGUGGGUGACGGACCCAGACGCCGAGAAAGUCCCGGCCAAGGGUCUUUUAGAUCGAGAAUAUCUCGCUGAGCGCGCCAAGCUCUUCUCUCCGGAUCGGGCAGCCGAUAUUAUGGAUCACGGUAGCCCUGCACACAAUCAUUGCGACACUGUCUUCUUUGCCGUGACCGACCGCGACGGCAACGGAAUCUCUUUCAUUAACAGUAACUACGCAGGCUUUGGUACAUCCAUCAUUCCCGCCGGCUGUGGGUUUACCCUCCAGAAUCGAGGUGCCAACUUCUCGCUGGAGGCGGGACACCCCAAUGCACUUGCGCCUCGUAAGCGUCCAUACCACACCAUCAUCCCUGCUUUGAUCACCAAUGUGUCAGAUGGAUCAUUACAUUCCGUGUACGGUGUGAUGGGUGGCUUCAUGCAACCUCAAGGACAUGUUCAAGUACUUCUGAAUAUGCUGGCAUUUGGAUAUCAUCCUCAGGCGGCGCUGGAUUCUCCUCGUAUUUGCAUUGCCGCUCCUACCUCUGAAACUACGGACCGCACCAUUUAUGUCGAGGAAGGAAUCAGCGAAGAAGCAGUGAAUGGCCUUCGAAAGCUCGGUCAUCAUGUGGAGGUAUUGACCGAGUGGAAGCGAGGGAUGUUUGGUCGUGGACAAGUCAUCCGUCUUCACUACGAUGAGGGCGCCCUGGUGCACAGCGCGGGAAGUGAUCUGAGAGGCGAUGGUCUAGCUUUCCCACUCCUCUGA